GCUGGAUGGGGCUCAUAGCAACCUGAUCUGGUCGAAGACGUUUAGCAGGAUGUCCUGCCCUGGAAUGUGGUCAAGCAACUUGGACAAUGCCUUAUUUACAAGGCAUUGUCCAAGUGGUGGACUGAGAGAGGGCAUCAAGCUGGUUUUUAGUGUUGAAUUAUGACAACACCAGUCUGACCUAUCAACCCCCAAAUUAGCAUCCUGACAGUGAAGUAAAGAUUUGGCAGACAAGCUGCUAAGCUGACUGGCAGUCAGUCACUGUACACUAUAAAAGUCCAUUUCCAUAUGGUUAGGUUCUUGCAAUGUAUCCCUUCUUGGAGUGUAUAUGAAGAUUCCUCCUUUGGGUGAGUACAUCCCCCAAAGUUAGUCCUUAAGGCUGAGUGAAAGAGAUUUUGCCCAUGGUCAUUGGCAUGGGUGAAUAACAUCAAUCUCUGCUUUAAUAACUAUUUAUUUCUGCUAGUUUUAAUAGAGUUGCUUUAAUAUAGUUGCUUUGAUAGAGUGCACUGUACCAUCCCAUCCUAGUAGUUUUAUCUUCUAUAGUGUGUAGUAAAUAAUUCUGAUUAAGAUCUCUUUGUCUAAUAAUUUAUCAUACUAUAUAAUUCAUUUUUAUAUAAAUAGACCUGGUUUGCCAUCAUUUAUCCUACAGGACAAAGUUGUACAAAAGUUCAAUCACACCUCUAUAAUUUCUUAAACCACUGACACUCUGAGGCUAAGACUGGAUUCAGCUGCACCUUGGCUCCUCUCUGAGCAGGAAUUUAUAAAGCAAGGGGGUCCUUUCUGCACCUCAUGGCUCAAUGUGAGGGCUUCCCUAGUAAAUUUUGUCUGAAACUCCCACUCAUGACAAAAAGCCACUGCUUAUUGCAGGGGGCUGGACUAGAUGACUAACUUUAAAGGCCCCUUUGAACCAAUUAUUCUAUGAUUCACUGGUGAUGUGUGAACUAUAAAUAUCCCAGGCAGGUGAAAAGAAACACCCUGUCAGGUCAUGGUUACUGGGUGAUCUUUUAUUAUGGCCUUGUUUUUCCUAGUCCUGGUAUUAGCAAGGCCCUAUCUUUAUAGUUCUUACCUUGACUUUAUUUAGGUAACACAAAGUACAGGGCCCUCUCUGUACAUGUACACCCUCUUUUUAGAGGAGAGAGCAAAGCAGCAUAAAUAAGGAACUUUAUAUAUGAGCAUGGCUUAAACUAGGGAGGGAGGGAGGCACUAAGUGGUCAAAUCCACUAAAUGGGCCUGUCUAACCUGCUACGUUUAGCCUCAAAAAACAAGGUCAACAGAGUGCAACAGCUGAACAACUGACCUGCACCAAGAUAGAUUCAAGUAUUUUGGUGCAUCACACAUGAUCCUAUCUGGUUUGCAAGGUGGUGGUCCAACACAGACAUCAAUUUCCAGUGCUGAAAUGUUUGGUCCAUCCAGGCUCACAGAGAUCACUGAUGAGCCACUGUAAUGGAUGUCUUAGAGAUGGCAGGGUGAGUGAUACAGCAUUUCCACUUUGCACAGCACCUGUUUAUGUACAAAUGUCAAAUGUGUAUUUGGCAAACAAAGGCACACUUUGCAUUGUGCCACAAAUUCAGCUUGUAAAGCUUUAAAAGAGUAAGUAAAGUUUAUGGAUCUCUACAAAGACUAAUGUAAGCAUGCAGUAAGAGUACCUUUGACUUUUUAUUACAGUGGGGUAUCACUUUCAUGCAAAAUAUUACAGUGUUAUCUCUGAGCUUUUUGCAGUAUUUCUUAGUACAAGUGGGAGACUUGGGCAAAGAUUAUGUAUUUUCUUAGAGCCAAAUACAGAAGCAGGUUUGAAUUCCUGUAUGCCAUUUACAAUGAGGGAUUAAGAAUGAAGAUGUAAAUUUCUGCUAAUCUUGUUUAUCAGGACUGACUUGUAUUACAUACAAAGUAAUCACUAUGCAGCUUUGGAAUUAUUUUGACAAUAUGAAGGGACGUUUCUGCUCUAUCUAGAUUUUUAACUAUUUUUAUUGGGAGGUAUGAAUGUAUCACAAAUUAUUUUGUUUACACACCAUUUCACAGAACAUUUCUUUUUAACACAAUUCAGUUCAAAGCUUGAUCCAUUCAUAUGAGAAGUCAUGGGAUCAAGGCCUAAUCAGGAAAUAUUUAAGAGACUAAAGCAGAAGACUUAUUUUUGAAAAUUAAAAACUUAAUAACAAGACAUAGGAAUAUAUAGUUACUGCCCAUGUCUUUCUGAAUCAAAACCUACCAAAACCCAUUUUCUUAAUCACUGCUUGUAUAGCUGUGCAAGAAUAAUGAUUUUUUUUCCCAGGGCAGCAGGACAUUGCUUUGAUAUUCUGCUCACAUAUAAAGCUGUUAAUUUUAGAGUAAUUAGAUAGAGGGGAGCAUGACAGUAAUCUUCAUACCCCAAAAGGCAGUUGCAAAGGAAAAGAAAUAAUCUCUUUUCACCAGGGCUAAGUGCAGAGAGGGUAAGAAACAUGCUGGUACUGCAUCACUAGACAAAGCCACUCUUGCCAGCAUUUGCAGUGCUGUAGUAACCAAUGAACCUGAUGAUCUUAAAUGUCUUUUACAACUUAAAUGAUUCUGUGAUCCUAAAAUGCCUUUAUGGCACAAGCCUGUGUCAUGCCUGCAGGUUGUGUGUUACAGCCUGGAUCCCUACCCUCUUCCAAAUGGUUUGUCUUUUAGCUGGGAACUUUCUGGGGUAAUGAACUCUGGAACAGAGUGUGUUAGGAGAUUAUAAUGUGUUACCUCAUUGCAGGUUGCUAAGAACAAAUAAGAGGAACUUUGGCUGACGAAGCUGAUUCUUACAUGGCUGAGAAUUGAUAUGAAUGGCCUUUACUGGGCCUGCCUGUCAGUACAGGCUUUGCCAGAUGUAAAACAGGGAACUUACUCUGAGCAGGUUGGGGGAUGCCACAGAAACCCUUACCACUUCUGCCCUUGCAGCCACCCAGCUUUCCUAGGCUGGUUUUCAGAUUAUCAGCAGUGACUGUGACAGCGCAUUUGUCUGACUGCAGACAGAUACCUCCAACAGAUGGUGACGGGCCAGCCAGAGGAGAUUUCUAGGUAUUGCUUCCUUCCUUUAAGGAAACUUGCCCAAGUAGACCUAACGUGUCAUAGCAAAACACUAUCCCAUCGCUGCUGAGGGCAUUUUAGUCAAAAUACUAUUUUCCAGAUAAAUAUUACAUAUAAAAUCGAGAUGUAAAAGGCAGCAAAUCACAUACAAAGUAUUUCAAUUUAUAUCUAAAGUGACUUACAGGAUUGGGAUAAAAUUAAUUUGUUUGCUGAUGGAUUAGUUAAUUUGUUGUAUUUUUUCCUGUUCCCUCACUUCCUGUAAUAAAAACAAAUGCCAACUAUUUCAUUUCACAGAAUCAAUUAGGUUGGAAAAGACCUCUGAGACAGAGUCCAGUCUAUGACCAAACACCAAGUGGACUGGACCAUGACACUGAGUGCCACAUCCAGUCUUUCCUUAAACACCUCCAGGAAUGUUGACUUCAUCACCCCCCAGGGUAGCUCACUCGAAUCUAAUCACCCUUUCUGUAAAAAAACUCUUCCUAAUGUCCAAUCUAAACCUCCCCUGGCGCAGCUUGAGGCCUAUUUUCUCUGGUCCUGUUGCCUGGGAGAAGAGGCCGACCCCCAGCUGGCUACACCCUCCUUUCAGGUGGUUGUAUAGAGCGGUAAGGUCACUGCUGAGCCUCCUUUUCUCCAGGAUAAACACCCACAGCCCCCUCAGCCGCUCUCCAUCGGACUUGUGCUCCAGACGCUUCACCAGCUCCCUUGCCUUUCACUGGACUCCAUUUCAUCCGUUUGUUUUGCCGCUGACUUCCCGUUUGAUUUGCUGGGUUUUUUGUCCUCCCACCGUUCCCUUGGUUACUUCCCGAGAUAGAAAACAAACGUCUGCAAUUUAAUUUCUCCCUUUCGCGUUACCGCCAGCCCGACUCUGUCCCUCAGCCCCCGGGCAGGGGCAGCCGGGCAGGGGUUCCGCACGCCGCCGGCGAGGCCGCGGCCGGCCCGGUGACAUCACCGGAAAGGCGGGUCACCCCCGGCCAAUGGGCCGCCAGACGGCCGCGGAGAAGCGCGGAGGACCCGGAAGGUUUCGCAGUCGGAGCGUUGCUGCCCCGCGGAGAGACCCCGCUCCUGCCGCCGCCCGCCCCUGCGUGCCCGAUGGACUCGGUGGGAGUCGCUGCCGCCGCUCCCGACGCCGGGCCGGGCCCCGCCUGGCAGAGCAAGUGUCCAUGGGGAGCCCCUAGCACAACAUCAAUAUCAUGUUCUCUUGCUGAUGUAAUGAGUGAACAACUGGCAAAAGAAUUGCAGCUGGAAGAAGAAAAUGCUGCUUUUCCUGAAGUGGUUGCUGAUGCUGAAGGACCAUUUAUUACAGGAGAAAAUAUUGACACUUCUAGUGAUCUAAUGCUAGCUCAGAUGCUGCAGAUGGAAUUUGACAGGGAAUACGAUGCGCAGCUUCGGCGUGAAGAGAAGAAGAUCAAUGGAGAUAGCAAAGUCUCUAUAUCCUUUGAAAAUUAUCGCAAGGUGCAUCCCUAUGACAGUGACAGCUCAGAGGAUGAGGUUGAUUGGCAGGAUACCCGUCAUGAUCCAUACAGAGCAGAUAAACCUACUACUACACCAAGAAGGGGUUUCAUAGGAAAAGGAAAAGACAUUACUACAAAACAUGAUGAAGUGGUAUGUGGAAGAAAAAACACUGCUCGCAUGGAAAAUUUUGCACCUGAAUUCCAAGUUGGGGAUGGAAUUGGGAUGGACUUAAAGCUGUCAAAUCAAGUCUUCAAUGCCUUAAAACAGCAUGCAUACUCUGAGGAACGUCGAAGUGCAAGGCUCCAUGAGAAGAAGGAGCACUCCACUGCUGAGAAAGCAGUGGAUCCUAAAACACGUUUACUUCUGUACAAGAUGGUCAAUUCUGGGAUGCUGGAGACCAUCACAGGCUGCAUCAGCACGGGAAAAGAAUCUGUUGUUUUUCAUGCCUAUGGAGGAAAUGCAACUGAAGAUAAAGUUAUUCCUCCCGAGUGUGCCAUCAAAGUGUUUAAAACAACUCUUAAUGAAUUCAAGAACCGUGACAAAUACAUUAAGGAUGACUACAGGUUUAAAGACCGCUUCAGUAAAUUGAAUCCACGAAAAAUUAUUCGUAUGUGGGCUGAGAAAGAAAUGCAUAACUUAACAAGAAUGCAAAAUGCAGGAAUUCCUUGUCCUCAAGUGGUUAUCCUUAAGAAACACGUCUUGGUUAUGUCUUUCAUUGGCCAAGAUCAAGUCCCAGCUCCUAAACUAAAGGAUGUAACACUUAGUAGUGAAGAUAUGAAAAAGGCCUACUAUCAGAUUCUUAAUAUGAUGCAGCAGUUGUAUAGGGAGUGCAACCUGGUCCAUGCAGAUCUGAGUGAAUACAACAUGCUUUGGCAUGAUGGGAAGGUCUGGCUCAUUGAUGUCAGUCAGUCUGUGGAGCCAACCCAUCCUCAUGGACUUGAGUUUUUGUUCAGAGACUGUAGGAAUGUUUCACAGUUCUUCCAGAAAGGAGGCGUGGCAGAAGCACUUAAUGAGCGUGAACUCUUCAACGCUGUCUCAGGUUUAAAUAUUACAGCUGACAAUGAAGUAGACUUCCAAGCAGAGAUUGAAGCUUUGGAGAAGAUGAAUGAAGAUCACGUGCAGAAUCAUGGAAAGAAACUGUCAACGUUUUCUAGUGAUGGAGACCCACCUAUAUAUGAUGAAUAGCACUGAGUUUGUAGCUACUGACGAAACAAAACACAAAUUUACUGCUUCUAACUACAUUGGUGCAGUGGGAAAUGUCAACUGCCAAUGUCAAGAGAGUGGUUGGCUGGGAAUACCAAAAUGGAAAACACAGCAAGCAUAUGGUGAUGCCUCAGUGGUUUGCUUUUUUUUUUUAACUUGUCCCACACAUCAGGCUGGCACUGUGAGAAUGAACAGUCACUACCACUUUGAACAGACUGACAACUUCACCAAUUGCCCAGUUACACUAGAAUAAUGUAGCUCAGAUGGUCAUAUUUUGCAUGAUUUAGAGCUUACAUAUCUUUUAGUCUAAAAAAAAAUUUAAAAAUCAUUUAUAUUGUCUGAAGUAUCUAGUGGGAAAGCAUACUAGAAGAGUCCCUCUCUUUUUUUUCCUAAUGCAACUUGGAAAACUAAUGAAACAUUGUUUAUGGACACAGUGUUAUUCAUCCACCUCCACCAAGGGCAAAAUGAAAAGGCAAACUAUGCACUGCAAUCACAUGAAAAUAUUAAUUUAGCAAAGUAAUAUAUUUAUAAAUGCAGAAGUCUGGACUUUUAAAUUUGAAGUACAGGGAAUGUGGCUCUAAUUAUCUCUGUAAAUACUGUUGGGUAUUGUAUGGGAAGCAUAUUUGAAAUCCAACCAGCAGAGGACUUUCUGGGUGACAUGCCAGGAAAUCCUGAGUCAAUGACGUAUAAUAAAGAGUCAGUUCAGGUAGCUUCACUCUUAAUACACAAAUGGUUCCAAGAACUUGGUGUAAGCCAAAACCAAAACUAUAAUAAUCCUGUCUAUACCUAGAAUAUCAGUUUGGAGCAUCAAAUGUUCUUACCCUAAACAUAAUCACAGACAAACCUGAGAAUUCUUUUUGCACCUGUAAGCAAAAAAAGUUUAGAAAUAAUGAUGACUGAUACUGGUUUCCACAGUCUAUUUAUUCUUAAUGUCAGUUUUUUUUUUUUUUUGUUUUUUUUUUUGUUUUUUUUUUUUUUGUGAGCAUCUUCUAAAAAUCUACUGAUGUUUCUCUCCAAAAAACACAUUUAAAGAUGAACUGAUGUGGUGGGAUAGUUUGGAAUUAAGGAAUUCUAAUCAACUUCUUUUUAAGUGAUUUCUGGUUUCUAGUUUCUGAUGCUGCUCUUUCUCAAGCAGGAUAUAGUGAUGCUACAUGUGACCUCACAGUGUGCUGUGAAAGUGACUUUUUAAUCUCUUUUUGUUGGAAAACUGGUGGUGAAGUAAAAAUUUAAGAUCA
Molecule: messenger RNA, 6917 nt
Organism: Haemorhous mexicanus (house finch)
Lineage: Eukaryota; Metazoa; Chordata; Aves; Passeriformes; Fringillidae
Gene: RIOK3
Product: RIO kinase 3
Exons: 13
Coding region: 4117-5664 (515 amino acids)
Biological process (GO): protein phosphorylation; maturation of SSU-rRNA
Cellular component (GO): cytosol; preribosome, small subunit precursor
Molecular function (GO): ATP binding; protein serine/threonine kinase activity
Source: RefSeq, a predicted model, not a curated record